This is a messenger RNA of Brienomyrus brachyistius, 2047 nucleotides long. Its product is annotated as hyaluronidase-4-like. Lineage: Eukaryota; Metazoa; Chordata; Actinopteri; Osteoglossiformes; Mormyridae. Gene Ontology annotation, biological process: hyaluronan catabolic process; carbohydrate metabolic process. The record is from RefSeq and is a predicted model, not a curated record. The transcript has 4 exons. Gene Ontology annotation, molecular function: hyalurononglucosaminidase activity. Bases 170 to 1606 code for a protein of 478 amino acids.
CCCCCGCCACUGGUAGUGAGUAUAAAAGGGCGACGCCCGCUGGCCCUGCCCGACUUGCUGGAAUAGCAGGACCGCAAAGCUUCUGGGCAGCCCCCCCCGUCUGGCAGGAGAACCUGCACCGAUGCAUGCGACUCCGCAGAAUGCCUGAGGAAGGAGGAGUAGAAACAGGAUGCACUGGGGAUUGGUGAGUGGCACGUUUCACCAGCCUAUCCCUGCUGCCUCCUCACUGACCUGCAUAUGGCUGAUUUGCCUGAUCCCGCCCUCCUUCCCAGCCAAGCCAGCCCAGCUCCCUCUGAUUGGCCGCAAGCCUUUUGUGGCAGCCUGGAAUGCCCCCUUGGACGUUUGCACCACCCGAUACAACGUGAGCAUCGACCUUAAGAUCUUCCACAUGCAUGGUAGCCCCCGUGCCGUGAAGACGGGCCAGGAUGUCACCAUCUUCUAUGCCAACCGGCUGGGCUAUUACCCCUUCUACACGGAGCAGGGCACCCCCGUCAACGGCGGCCUCCCACAGAACUGCAGCCUGGAGUCCCACCUGCGCAAGGCCAGUCAGGACAUCCGUCAUUAUAUCCCUUCUGGAGACUUCAGUGGCCUGGCUGUCAUCGACUGGGAGUACUGGCGACCGCAGUGGAGUCGUAACUGGCACCUGAAGGACAUCUACCGCAGAAAAUCACGGGAGCUGAUCCAGGGGACUUACGUCAACGUGACGGAGGCUGAGGUGGAGGAGCUGGCGAGGCACGGGUUCGAGGACAGCGCCACAGCCUUCAUGAGAGAGACUCUGCAACUGGGCACGCUCACUCGGCCCCUAGGCCUCUGGGGUUUCUACCUCUACCCCGACUGCCACAAUUACCACCUGCACGAGCGUAACUACACAGGCUCCUGCCCCCUGCUGGAGAGUAUACGCAACGACGAGCUCCUGUGGCUGUGGAACAGCAGCACGGCGCUAUUCCCCUCCGUGGCCAUUAGAAGGCGCCACACAGACAGCCCCAGCAACCUGCACUUCUCCCGGUGCCGGGUGCGUGAGUCUCUGCGCAUCGCCGGCCUCCCGUCCCUGGACUACGAGCUGCCCGUCUUUGUCUACACACGUCUGUGCUACCGGGAUGAACCUCUGGCCUUCCUCACCAUGAAGGAUCUGAUCCACACCAUUGGCGAGAGCGCUGCCCUGGGUGCGGCCGGCUUCGUGAUCUGGGGUGACCUCAAGAUGACAUCCUCCAGACUGCCUGAAGGUGAAAUCCUUCGUGCACCGCCAGCUGGGCCGCUACAUCGCCAACGUGACUCGGGCGGCGGAGCUGUGCAGCCGUCUACUGUGCAGGAGCAGCGGCCGCUGCGCACGGAGGGACCCGGAGGCGCCGCACUACCUGCACCUCAGCGGUGCCUCCUACCGCAUUGCGGCCGCCGCGGACGGAGGCUUCACCGUCACGGGCGCGCAUUCGCCGGCCGAGCGCAGGCUACUCGCCGAGCGCUUUCGCUGCCGCUGUUACCGGGGAUACGGCGGGGAUCGGUGCGACCGGCGCCGGACCUCGGGAGCGACAACCGCCAGGGCUUCGCCUGCGCUCGUCCUGCUCCUCGCUGCCUGCGCCUUGCGCAAUGGAGGUUGUCCCAUCUUUAGUAUAUUCCGGCAACACAUACUUUUUAAAAAGAAGAGUUUGUUUUUAGUCUGUUAUUAAAUAUUAAAAGUACCAAACGGAUGGCAGAUUGUUGUUCAGAAAGUACAUGUAGGCCUGCCUGCGGUAUUACAAAAUUACAAGAGAAUACGGCAAUUUCUGUAGCAUCAGUACGGAAAUUAUUUAUAAUUUAUUUUGGUUAAUUUCUUAUUAGGAUCCCGUCGCCUGAAUUUAGUGUGUGUGUGUGUGUGUGUAGAGUUUGCAUGUGCUAACUGUGUCACAUGGGUUUUUCCCUCGUUGUUCCACAACAUGCAGGUAGACGAACUGGCACCCAUGAGCUCCCCCUAGCGUCGACCUCUGUAUGUGACAUGUGUGUGGUCUAUGAUGGACACGCAGCCCAUCCAGUGUGUAUUCCUGCCUUGAUAGAAUAUAGGAUAAACAGUUUG